ACGGUCAGCAAACUAUCGUUACAAUUCUUAGGUACAAUAAAAGCCUGGUCGCGAGCCGUCCACCGACCAAUCUCUGAUCACAUCUAGCGCCAUUCACCACAUUCACGUUGUACUACACUGUCGUAACAGACCACCAUGAAGAUUUUCCUAGCAGCUCUCCUUCUAACGCUUGCCGCGGGUAAGAUCACGUUAUUGACACUUUCCAUAAGGCAGUAGCGAUCAGGACCACAAAAAAUCAGUUUUAUGUUUUUAGAUGACGUUAGAUGACACUGACAUGUCGGGCCUAUUCUGAUGCUCGGCAGUUGUUGAACACAGAGUUUUACAUUUUUUCAGACAAAAAGAUUAAAGAGCAAAUGACGAGUACUCGAAAUGUAUCCCAGACAAAAUAGAGACAGCCCCAAACCUUAUAGUUGUUGCAUAACCGACGAAGACUUCCCGCCGAAACGUUCAUUGCUGUGUUGAGUUUCCCCAUUCUUUGUUGUACUCAUUUCCUUUUUGUCCAUUGGUACCACAUCGUCGGCUCGUCGUAUGCUCCCAGUUUGGCACCCAAGAUUAUUCUCGUUUGGCCAUUGGCUGAACAUAUAAUUCGGAAAGUUUUUUUUCUUUUCAGCAAAGGUAUAACACUUCGGUAAGAACAUCCUGCACUUCCAUUCAGGCAUAACACCGAGGCUACUAAAAUUACUUUAUAAAUAUUCAUAUAUGGUUGACUUUGUCCCGCGCUUUGAGCCUUAAUUAGUGAUGAAGCAUGUUUUUGAAUUGAACUUUAUUAUUAGUAUUAUUAUUAUUUAAAUUUACUGUUCUUUUUUGUUCUACUCCAUACAUCUAUUAACUUUCAACCUAUACCCCACAUGAUACUAAAUAAAAGAACGUAUUUGAUGGUCAGCAACUUGAAGAAGUGCUAAAAUGGAAUCUCAUGCAUCAUUAAUACAAGACACGUGGUUUUUGUAAGGGUAUAAAACUAAAUAUUAAUUGAAAACACAAAGCUACAAUUUGACUGGAUAUUCGCCCAUUGUGUAGGUCACUGUCAGGACUCCGCAUAAACGGAUCUUUGGUUAUCGUGUUUCAGCCUCCCCUGCUGUCCUCGACCUCGGCAUGAUUGGGAUCUGUGUCGAAGAAUGCAGCACAGGCAGCCACGCGGGGGGCGUGUCCUUGGGAUGUCCAGCCGGAUAUGUUUGUCGGUCUAAUGGGUGUGGCCACACUUGUCAGGCCACAGUGGGUGAGUAGUGUACGUGACGUCUACAAACUAGAUGACGCCUAUACAGGUGUAUGUCACAUCAACAAACUAGAUCACGCCUAACUAGGUACCAACCAGCAGCCGAAACUGACGCUGACAUUUGGUUGAUUUCUCAUCUCAGUUUACGAAGAUUUUAUAAUAUCGUACCAACAAAUGUCAGGCCAUAAAAGUAUGUUACUUACUCCAGAGUAUGAUGUUACUUACCCCAGAGUAUGAUGUGACUUACCCCAGAGUAUGAUCUGACUUACCCCAGAGUAUGAUGUGACUUACCACAGAGUAUGAUGUGACUUACCCUAGAGUAUGAUGUGACUACCCCAGAAUAUGAUGUGACUUACCCCAGAGAAUGAUGUGACUUACCCCAGAGUAUGAUGUGACAUUUAGGAUAUUUACGAUUUAAAUCUGUAAAUCCACUAUCUGUUUGCUGGUACAUAUUUAUGAUUUAACACCCUAUAUCCACUACAUUCUUGCCGAUACAUAUUUAAAGUUUUAGACUGUAAGUCCACAAUCUUUGUGCCGGAAUUAUGGCGUUUCUUUGUUUCAUAUGUUCAUACGUACAUGGAAAGUCAAGUACAUCAUGUCAUUGGAUAUUUCAGCCCUUGACAAGAGACAACGGUGCCCCAUGAUGAAAUGUAUGCCAUGUGCUGGUGGCUACGUCAUCGAUGAACAUGGCUGCCAGACCUGCACGUGCAUGGACGAAGAGCGCGCCCUCAACCUUUGCCCCUUGGUCAUGUGCGCCAUGUUCUGUGACAACGGGUUCGCUAUUGGAGCUAACGGCUGUCCGCUGUGUAGCUGUGCUGGUGCUCUCAUUGUAUAACUAAUCAUUGGGAGAAAUCUUUCUUUACUUUAUUUUCGACUCAAUAAAAUGAAUUCAAAACCAAUUUAAA
Messenger RNA from Lymnaea stagnalis (great pond snail), 2118 nucleotides. The record is from the annotation of a GenBank genome assembly. Lineage: Eukaryota; Metazoa; Mollusca; Gastropoda; Lymnaeidae.